AUGAGUGAGAAAAUUGGCAGGCAAGGGUCUACUCCCAUUGAGGGAUUCGAGGAUUCUCCAUUAUCUACCGAGAUCUUCGACGCUGGACAAUCAAGUGUGUUUCAGUCCGUCGUACCAGAGCCUAUUUUCGUCACAAGAGAACAAUCUGACGGCGUGAUAGCCAAGAGUGGGUUGAGUGCAUUGCAGCAUACGAUAUCUAGCUUAAAUGUUUUCCAGCAUCUUCCACGCGAAUCUGCACAAGGUAUCGACGAUUUGAGUCGGAUGAAAAUGGCACUACUAAGCGGGCUGCCAGACGAGGUUCAAUGGGCACUUAAAAAAUACUUGGCGUAUAGCAACAAGGCGCCCUACAUGAUUAGUUUCAAAGAAAACAAGAACCUAUUACCACUUUUUAGCAGGUUUAUUAUUGCUACUCUUCCGCUUUUGCACCGAUUUGACAUGCCCUUAGACGCUACAAAGGACCUUCCCACCCUGCAAAAGGGUAUGAAUACGGUGCUCAUCUUGAGAAACAUGGCUCAAGAUUCUGAAUCUACUCAGAUUCUUGCGACCAAUGUUGCUGUCAAGGAGUUUAUUCUUGCAGUUUUGGAGAUUUUCAACGCCAUUAAUAGCUCCACAUUUUCUCUUUAUCAAAACAAUGCACCAUUUUUUAAUGAAUUAGUGCAUUACGUGAUAGAUCUGAUGGAAGCCAUAUCUUCUUAUAUUGCUCCGGCAAAGAAAGAUGACCCCUACUUUCAAAAUCUAGUGUCUAUUUUAAUGUACACUAAUGACAGAUACAUGGUUAUCUCCAUAUUAAGGUCCUUAUCGAGACUUCUUGUGCGCUCCAAGGCAGACGAGGAAAGUGCUGCUGACAAUUUGCAUGAUAAGGUUCUAGAUCAGAUCUGUUCUUAUUUACUUGUUGAUUGGGAUAGUGAGCUCAUCAUGGCUUCUUUGGAUUUCCUUUAUCAAUAUAUUCUCCCUGGUAACGAACGUAUUGCAAUUCUCAUGAAAACUCCACAAAGGUACAGUGUUCUUUCAGGUGUUCUUCCCAAGCUUUUGACGUAUAAUGUCAAAAUGCCUGACUAUGAGUCGUUCAAUAAAACUGAAAUAAAACUUGCCAGAAGAGUUAUGCCUCCGGCCCCUACUGAACCACCAAAACUGGAAGGGGAUCUAUUCCGCCAAGUUUUAGAAUUAAAUGAACCCAUGAGGUCUACUGCCUGGUUACGAUGUUGUUUUGAGCCUGUUAAGGAUGCAGAAGUAACACAGAUCAGUCUCUGGAGGGGAUAUGAGUCGGAAUUCUCGCAGGCCGUGAAAGAAUCCGGUAGAAAGCUACUUCCUGCUGUGGAAUUCAUCAAAAAUGUUUCCAAUGCUUUCAAGAAUGCAUCGGCGAUGGUUAUUACCGAUCAGGCUUCUGGUAAGAAAAGAUUUGUUAUUAAGGGAAUUCAACCGAGACCAAAAGAGGUAAGCAUAGCCGAAGGUGACGCUACAGCUGCCAACCCGGAAGAAAAAAGCUUGACAUCAUACGAGAGCGAAAUUAGUGAGUCUAAAGAAGCCACACAAAUACCACUACCCGAACUCAAAUUCCCAACGAAGCUUUCUGAUGUUUCUAAAGCUAGUGCAAUUUUUCUGUGUCUAGUAUCGAAUGAUUCGGAGGGAAUAGGCUUUAAAUUUUGCAAAAGUGUCAAGCCCAUCAUCAUGCACACCCUUGCUGAUGUUCCUCCUUUAAAUCCUGCACUUUCUGAAUACAUGGAUAAUGUUCCCGUCGCUUAA
This is a messenger RNA of Lachancea fermentati, 1743 nucleotides long. NCBI's taxonomy places the organism in Eukaryota, Fungi, Ascomycota, Saccharomycetes, Saccharomycetales, Saccharomycetaceae. The record is from the annotation of a GenBank genome assembly.